CUGUCAUCCGUGUGUCAAUCGUAGCAACGUUUUCUCGAGGAUGUCCGCGGCGGAGAUUAUCAGGACCGGAGAGCCGCGGUUUUCCCGCUGUCUUGACACCGACACCGUCCCGGGAUCGUCGUGCGGCCGCGUGAAUUGCUCGUCGACGGACAGCGGUUACGUCACACCGAUUCCGCGGCACGGCGUGUUAUCCGCGAUUCCUCGCGACGUCUGUUUUACCGUGCGAUCGUGUUCACGGGCGCGAGCAGAGAGAGCGUGCUCCUGCAAACGGCGGUGCUUGUAGAGCGGAGCGAGCCUUUCGGUGCUCCCUCGGAUGUUCUCGACGAGAUAUCGACACGAAAGCAUGCUUGUCUCCGGUUGUUUACCUCGUCGCGAGCUACGCAGGGACUAGAGGCUGCACGGUCGACGGGCUGUGCGCGGAACAACCUCGGGAUUCGGGUGUGCUGUGCGGUAACAGAACAGGCGGACGGACCGCUGCCCGUCGAGCUGCUGUGGUGCCGGAGGCUGACGCCGAGCCGAGACGAUUUAAGAGAGGCUGGAAACACCGUGGAAGCUGGGGCCUUGGCCAGUGCGUGUUGUCGAGUCCAUCCGCGAGCGGCAGGAGCCGCAGGACCUCGUCGGAGAUGCGGCCCUCGUCCACCAGCGACCCGGAUAGACUGACCGGGAUUAUGCCGAGGGGGGAUUAGGUGAUGCGCCUGGCUAUCAGGAACGAGACGCGAGGCCUGCAACUUGAUCCUGUUGGGUGAACGCCGGCCGGACUUUGAUUUUCCGAGGCAUCGGCGGCGGCAGUUCUAAGGGAACGGUCCCAGGGGACAAGCGGGAAAAUACAGUCGCCGAGCCGGGAAUCCGAAAAGCAACAGCGACGACGACGAGGGCGGCGGCCUACACGGAGCGCCUCGUCCUGUACGGCGCUCUUCAAACUCCGAUAGCAAGGAGUUAUGGUGUCUCGCACAUGCGAUGACUGCGGCUGCAGCCGUGGCACUGUGGCAUCGUGCCCACCUUUACAAGGCGAUCGUUUGCGUCGUCCUCGCUCUGAUCGCCAUUCAGUAUUUACUUAGCGGCGUGAUCGAUCGCCGUUCCAUAGAGACGAUUUUCACCAUAAACGCUACCAGGUACGCCGACCGCGGCUACAGGCAUCACUCUCGUGGUCUGAUCAUUUACGGGCCCGUGACCGUGCCGAGCCUGAUACUGGCCAGUCUGAAUGCCACCGCGACCAGCCUGCAAUGGGCCGGCACCCGGGGCAACUCGAAUUUCUCCAAAUUGGAGGCCGCUCAGUCCACUCGAAACGCGUAUCUGCUGUCCGGCACGCAGGAGUUCUCGGUGUCGAACUCGACGAACGGCACCACGAUGCAACAGUGUCCCCUCGUCUCUCCGAAUCUCGUUGGACCGUUGGCCGUCGGCAAAUCACCGCCGGAGCUCUCGGUGAUGGAGAAGGACAAGGCUUUCGCGGACGUGAAGCCCGGCGGCAGAGGAUACCCGGUGGAGUGUGUCGCUAGACACCGGGUCGCAAUCGUGAUACCGUUCCGGGAUCGACCGCAACAUCUGCAAGCGUUGCUCUACAACCUUCAUCCGAUGUUGCUCCGCCAACAGAUCGACUACCAGAUAUUCAUUGUCGAGCAGAAAGGCAGCGACGCCUUCAACCGCGCGAUGCUGAUGAACGUCGGCUACGUGGAAGCUUUGAAGGAGCGACCUUUCGACUGCUUCAUUUUUCACGACGUCGACCUACUUCCGGAGGACGAUAGGAAUCUAUAUACCUGCCCCGAGCAGCCCAGGCACAUGUCGGUGGCAGUUGACAAGUUCAAAUACAGAUUGCCGUACGCCGAUCUGUUCGGCGGCGUGUCAGCGAUGUCGCGCGAGCACUUCCGGCUGGUCAACGGAUUCAGCAACGUGUUCUGGGGCUGGGGCGGCGAAGACGACGACAUGGCCAAUCGAAUAAAGGCCCAUGGUCUCCAUAUCUCUCGGUACCCGGCGAACGUCGCACGCUACAAGAUGCUCACGCACAAAAAGGAGAAGGCGAAUCCAAAGAGGUACGAGUACCUGAAGACGGGCAAGAAGCGAUUCGCCACGGACGGACUGAGCAACCUGCAGUACGAGCUGGUGGACAAGCAGAAACCGAAGCUGUACACGUGGCUCCUGGUGAAACUAACGCCCCCGCAGCCCAGCUGAUGGCUCCCGUGGAUCGGGUAGCGGACGAGACCCGAGCAAGACGACGCUCCUGCGACGCGAUCCGCUCCCGGUUCCUAAGGAUCAACCCGCGGCGACCAGGCCGCGCGGCUCAUCGAUCGAAAUCUGUGCAAACGACCGAUCGAAACGACUUUCCUUUCCUUUGUCGCUGCGAUCGGAACCGCCCCGAGGCGGUGACGAUCGAGCCUGUACUCGGUACGAACGUGUCCCGACCCGAUGGACCGGGUCGCGACCGGUAACGUUGACGUUGGAACCGCUUGUUAACAUCCUCCGGCGAGUUUGCUCCUCCCGGGAGCGGUCCGAGUCGGUGGCUCGGCCGCGAACGAGUGUGGGGGAGGGGCGUUGUUACGUGAUAUAUUUUUAUUCCUCGUAUUUUUUUAUCGCAACGAUAGGCUUAGACACAGCGAGUAGAAUUUAGCGUGCGAGCGGAGCUAACGUGCCAAAGGGGAGCGUGCGUGUCGCGCGCGAGUUUCGAUAGUGAACGGGACGAGCGUGUCGAGCGGACAGGGAGAAUACGCUCGGUCAUUCUUUCUGGCAAAUCCAACUACUAACGGUAUAUAUUACAUCGUACGUAUAGGUAUACAUAUACAGGUACAUGUACACAGGCGCAUAUACAUAGAGAGGUGCGCGCACCCGAGGCAAGCGGACACCAGCGAUUCGUGCAGGUCGGAGAAGCUUUCGGCGAUUGUAGAUGCGCGGGAUCCUGGCGCGAGGACCGUUCUCGAUCCUCGUCCACUAUGUAACGCGCGUAUCCUGUUACGGUAACGACGGUGCAAUUAGUAUAAUCAAUCGAUUCGAGGCGAGAUCCUCCGGUUUCAUUCAGUCCUAGCGCGCAGAGGAUUACGCUGAAUUCUCCCUAAUUUUUCUUCAGCUUUUAAACAAGAAUAGAAGAUUAUUUCAGAAAGAGGAGAGCCUCGCGACUUAUUUUUAUGGUUGCGGAUCGUCGACAAUUGUAAAAACGUGGCGCAAGACUCGAAUAAUCUCAACUCCGCUUCCCAAAUCGUCUAUUUUUAUUUACAAACAGAAGGAAAAUUAGGCAGAAUUUACUGUAACACCAGAAUCGGUUGCGACGCGACCUCAACGUGACCUCAAUGUGACCUCCUCAAAUUGCGGCCGGGAACGCGGUUCCACGGCUGAAGCAGACUGCAGAGUAAUUUGGGAUAAGCUCGCGGUUACGUCGCGGACGACGAUCGAGUCAGCCUCGAGUUCGAGCUGUUGCUCGGAACGGUUCGGUGGCAGAGUCAUGGUUGUCGGGUCGCAGAAAUCGCGGCGUCCGGUCCGGCGAGCGGAGCCUAGAGUCAUUCUAAUAGAUUAGGGUAGAUCGACGAUAGUUCGCGUCGACGUCUCGAGUCGGAGGGGGUGGGAUGCUUAUUUUUUUAAAAUUCCUAUACGACCGGCGACGGCCGUGCAGAAUGGAGACGGUACUUAAGCAUGUUACGCGACCCGUUCGACGUUGGAACCCUGCGUACUCGAGAACUCUCGUUGUUACUAUUUUAUACGUACGUGCACGUCCUCGAGGAUCGUGCACACAAGUUAUAUAUACGUUACAGACACGACACAAUUGUGCCCGCCGGGGCUUCUGCUAUUCCUCGGAUCCGCGGAUAGGAUCGCUCGAUGCAGAUCCGAAUGGACAUUCUCUGUCGCAAUGGCGUUGCGGCGAGCUACCUAGAGAACAGUGAUUUUUCGGAAUUUGUUUUCCCAGAAACUGUGAGACGAGAUACUAAAAAGUUCCGAGAUAGAAUAUGUCUUUUAAUAUGUCUCUGUGGAAUGUGUCACUUUAAGAACGAAAACAGUUUUUGGGCGAGGUCUGACAGUUCUUGGGAGGAAAACAUUCUUGGAAUUGCUUAUCGCGUCUCCGGCGACGAGCACGAUCGUUUUAGCAUUUGUAAAAUUUCCUACGGUAGAAUCGAACCCUUGCACGCUUGCCGGGGCACGUAUAAAUUCGCGGGAACCUCGGAUCCAGGCAGGAGGGUAGUAAAAGCUUCGGUGCACAGACACCUUGCGAGCAGCUCCGAAACUAAAAUUCGGAGGCUUGUGGCUCGCGGAAGCGUCUAAGGUUGGAACACGUACGCGCGUGCAUUCACAAGAACACACAGACAUACAUACACGCAUACACAGAGGAAAAGAGAGAGAAACACAUAGACACGACAUAUCACGCGUAAAUUAUCUGUGAGCGUUGCGAUCGUUUGGAUUUAAUUACUUAAAUCGUUAAGGGUGAGAGUACGGGCUGUGAAACUAAAUGCACUUUGUUUGCGGCGACACGAGCCUCGCGGUAUCGAUAAAAAAACGCGAGCGCCAGAGCGAGCGCGCCAUAGUGCGAGCACAAUAAGGUUAGACCAAUUUCCUACGGGGCGAGGGAUCGUCCGAUUAGGCGAGCGAUUAUACCUCUAGGUCCCGGAGAAUCUCGAGACGACGGGAGGGAGCGGUUUUCGUCCUGUCGUCGGAUGUCGAGCCAAGCGAUUUCAACUUACCUACUUUAACGAUAAUCUACCAUGUACUAUCGCUAUCGAAUAAUCGAUAAUAUCCAUAGAUAGUCGUGAUAAGUCAGCGGAACAUUCGGGGAGGAUAAUCGAACCUCAGACGACGCUCGUCGUUCGAGUCGCCGCCGCGCUUGCUGAACGACGCUCCGACAAGGCGACCGUCGGACGGCGACGGAAAAGCAACAGUUAUUUUUUCGAUGGAAUCUUUUUUUAGUUGGACUCGACCGUCGCGUCCGUUACGCUCGAUCGGCCGACGCGGCCGUCGCCGGAAACGGAAACGGACGGCGCCCUUCGAUGCGGAGAACGCAUCCGAUGGAUGAACCGACGGAAUCUCGACGGCUUCGCGUUUCCAAGGGGACGACGGCCCGUCGACGCGGUGCGGUCGAUACGAACCCGAAACGCGAAGCGACGUACAACCGUGAACACAGAGGUCCGAGGAGACGGAUAUAUCCCCACGUACGGAUAAUACGCGAUAUCCUCUGAACCACGCUGGAAAAUUACAAUUUUUCACAAGCUACACUCGUGUUGUAUCGAAACAAUAAAUCUUGUUAACGCUUA
Messenger RNA from Megalopta genalis, 5222 nucleotides. RefSeq names its product beta-1,4-N-acetylgalactosaminyltransferase bre-4. Gene Ontology annotation, cellular component: Golgi apparatus. Gene Ontology annotation, biological process: glycosphingolipid biosynthetic process; carbohydrate metabolic process. The record is from RefSeq and is a predicted model, not a curated record. Gene Ontology annotation, molecular function: galactosyltransferase activity; N-acetyl-beta-glucosaminyl-derivative 4-beta-N-acetylgalactosaminyltransferase activity. Lineage: Eukaryota; Metazoa; Arthropoda; Insecta; Hymenoptera; Halictidae.